GGUAGAGGAGACAAGUAUGUGGCACAGCCGAACUAGGUUAGCGUGGCGGCAGGUGGUGGGCUUGGAUCUGGCGAUGAAAGAGCCACCGGAGAUGGCCUAAGGCGGACAGGGUAGAAGAGCGGUUGUGCGAGCUAAGGAAGAAGAUAGCCAAGUAUCUUUCGAUCACAAAUAAUUGAUGGUCGCAUAAGAAACGUCCGAUCCGAUUUUCAGCGCCUAAUAGAUAGCAUCUGCCUAACUUUCUGGUAUUGGUGCCUUUGGUCCGUCGAAAACCCGAACCAAACUGUCACACGGAUAAACUAUGUGGUAUGACAGGAGCACAAGAUUCGUUAUCUAGUGCCACAGCUCCCUCAAUUUGCAAAAGGGAGCGAUUAUCCCAUGCUCGACCCGACACAUUGUGCUCGGCGAAUCUGUUCUCCUCCAUAAACCAACCAUGCUUGCCACUGCUAAUUCGCUCUCCCUCGCGCCUAGCUGUCUUACAACAUCUCAGGCAGCUAUGGCUGGUCGAGCCACCACCUCCCUUGCUUUGCCCUUGCUCAUGAUCAGAGCUCUCCACGCCCGUGCAUCGCAGCUGCGGAAUUGCUGCCAUUUCCCCGGCGCUGCCUCCACGCCCACGGCGUUCUUGGCCGCGCUCCUCUUCUGCGCCGCGGCGUUCCCGAGAGCCGUGGCCUUCUUCCUGCCCCUCGUGGCCUCCACCUCCGCCUGCUGCGCGGCGGCUUACCUCUUCGUCGCUGCCUCGGAGCGGAAGGAAGUGGAGGCCGUGCUCGUCAGCGGUGAGGGGGAGGCGGAGGCCGGGAUGCUGCAGGUGUUCGGCGACGCGAACGCGAGCGCGUACAGGCGCGGCGUCCAGGUGGGCUGCUUCGUGCGCAGGUCGGCGAAGCACGGCGUCGACGAGGACGGCGAGGAGGUGAUCUUCGCCGGCAGGCUGGUGCCCUGCGCCAGCGGCCAGCACGGCGAGCUCGAGGAGGAGCUCGUGGCGCUGCGGGUGGACAGGCUGGCGGAAGGCGUCUGGAACAGCUACUUCGGCGGGUGGUCGAGGUGGAACUACCAUGACUGACGAGCGAAGAAGAGGGUAGCAGUUGGUGGUCAGUGUGGUAGUGAAUUUUUCACAGCCUAUGCGUAGCUAUGGUUUAUCAUAGCAGUUCAUUUGCGAUGAGAUUUAUGUUAAAAUAGUAAUAGAAAAAAAAAUCAUAAGAUAAAGAUAUCAAUAUUGAUAAAUAUUAAUUAGUUAGAAUAAACGAACAAGAUUAAAUAUGUAUAUAAGUGAAGCUGAAGUUUUAUUUUUCAUUGUAGUCAAUGCGAGUUUGCUUAGCACAUGAGAAUUUUUAUUUUUCUAUUCCUAUGGGAAUAGAGAACUCUUAUUUAUAUAUAUGAAACUUCGAGCGUUCUAAAGAAAAGUGUCCUCUAACUGUGCGCUCAUAUGAUGCUUUGAAUUUAGAUUUUUUGCUGUUUGGCUGCAUAAUUACUACUAGCAUCCAUACACCAUGGUUGAUGGUUACGUAGGGUAGUUGAUCUGCUUACAGUGCCCCCACAAAUUAGUUUUUGAUCAUAUUUGUUGGCUAGUUCUUGUCAUAAUUGAUGAUCAAAAUAGAGCGUCGAGCGAACCAGCUGUCGAUUAUUACUAGUUUGGUGGUCUGUGAUGCAUGGACGGCUUACAAUCGAGUUGAAAUGGUGCAUUAAUUCCAUCCAAAAGGUAUAUAUGUGCAUUAUAUUGUUGAUUAAUACCAAUCACUGCUCUUCCAUAUCACUAGAAGCAGGGGUGGAGCUUCUUGGUGACCAAGGUGGGCCGUGAUCCCUGGCCCAACAACUUAUUUUAUUUUGUAGUUCAUUUUAAACUCAAUCUAUCAAUUUCUUUGAGUUCGGCCGCCCCUGUGGCCAAGUUAGUUUCUUAUGUUCCUACUGACAUUCGGUCUAAGCUCCGCCACUGCUUAAAAGACAAGGAUGAUGACUGUGUGGCAAAGGCAAAAAAGAGGGUGGAGGUUGCCGUCAAGAUUACCGGAGUUUUUUUUUAAGAAAUAUACAUGUAAAAUUUCUCCAGAAAUAUUUGGCACAUUUUCAAAUUUGACACUGAUAUGUCAAAUACAUUUAAAACCCCACAAAUGCAAUACACGAUCAAUUGCUAACGUGGUAUAAUUGCAUUACACGUCUGCUGUAUUGCUAAGAUAUUUAGUACUAGUACCAUCUUGUUAGAAGAUGACACAGAGAACACUAGUACGGACACCUUUGGAGACCAACA
This is a messenger RNA of Phragmites australis (common reed), 2233 nucleotides long. RefSeq lists its product as uncharacterized. Lineage: Eukaryota; Viridiplantae; Streptophyta; Magnoliopsida; Poales; Poaceae. The transcript has a single exon. Bases 431 to 1054 code for a protein of 207 amino acids. The record is from RefSeq and is a predicted model, not a curated record.